This is a messenger RNA of Oncorhynchus nerka (sockeye salmon), 3465 nucleotides long. RefSeq names its product nuclear envelope integral membrane protein 1-like. Lineage: Eukaryota; Metazoa; Chordata; Actinopteri; Salmoniformes; Salmonidae. The record is from RefSeq and is a predicted model, not a curated record. Gene Ontology annotation, cellular component: nuclear envelope. The transcript is spliced from 9 exons. Bases 25 to 1326 code for a protein of 433 amino acids.
GUGACUUCCAUAUAGUCGUCUGUCAUGGCGGGAUUCCUGAAGUGGAAAAAUGGACCUCUCUCCGAAAUAGUUUUUAUAAUUGUGCUUUUUUGUAUAUUAAGUACGCAACAAACCUCAGGAAGUAAGAUCAACAUAGUCAAUAUCAAAGAUGGCCAAGAGUCUGCCAAAACAGGGUCAAAUCACUACUGCUAUCUCAACCCCAUUGUCCCAGGUUGGAAGGAAACAUGGACAAGAAUCCAGGUUCGAGUAUGGAGCUCAAAACAGCUGAAGGUAACUGUUGUGGAGGAUGAGGAGAAGCUGCAGGAGCUAGAACAUUUCAGUGUCUGGGGUCUGGUGCAGUACCUAAUGCAUGAGCAGACCAAUGAAACCACCCUCAGCAUCAGCCUGUUCAGCCCAAAGACCUGCUUCAAGAUCAAACCCAUCGACCCUACAGCAAUAUACACUGUAAAGCCCACACGAAAGUUUGACAUUUUCCUAUUUGUGACAUUCUUGGCUGGAGUGCUGCUGUUCAUCUUUGCAGACUCGCUCAGCAGGAGUCAGGUAUUCUAUUACUCUGCUGGCAUGAGCACAGGUAUGAUUGCCUCCCUCAUCAUUCUCAUCUUCAUCAUGGCACGGUUUUUGCCAAAGAAAAGCCCAUUUUACGUGGUGAUAGUUGGUGGCUGGUCCUUCUCUGUUUACGUCAUCCAGCUUGUGUUCAGGAACCUGCAGCUGAUUCUGAAAGAGCACUGGCAUGUGGCUUUUGGCUAUGCUGCAGUGGUUGGUUUUAUCAGUUUUGCUGUGUGCUAUCGUCAUGGCCCUCUUGUGGAGGAGAGGAGUAUCAAUAUCCUGUCCUGGACGCUGCAGUUUUUUGGCCUGCUGCUGAUCUAUGCUGGUAUCCAGGUUCAGCAAGUGGCGUUGGCCACCAUCAUUGCUACAUUCUGCUCUAAGAACCUGGAGUACCCUGUUUCAUUGCUCCUUCUUGCAUGGCAUAAGGUCAAGCCAACUCUACGCUGGAAGCCAGAGCCUCGUCGACUGCUGACUGAAGAAGAGUUCCAGAAACAGGGGGAGGAGGAGACGCAACAUGCCCUGGAGGAGCUGAGAAAGUACUGCAGCAGUCCAGACUUCAGCACCUGGAAGACAGUCUCUCGACUUCAGUCCCCAAAAAGGUUUGCAGAUUUUGUGGAGGGCUCACCUCACCUGAUAUCAAAUGAGGUUUCUGUGCAUGCACAGGAAUAUGGAUCCUUCUUUGAGGAUGAUUUCUUUGAUACCGAUGAGGACCAUGAUGAGGAGAAUAUGGUGAACGGUUUGAAAAGAGGAGACCUUGGGUGGAAUGACAGAGACUUGUGAUGAUGCAUAGAUGGGUGUUUUUCCCUGUAGCAGCAAGGUUGAUGGAGCAAAGUGCUGACUGGCCUUUAACCCUCACAGCUCUCCUCCAACCCGAAGACAGGUGUUCAUGAAUCACCAGGAGAUAGUGGAAUCUUGCCAUUAGUAUGCCUGUGAGAAUGUCUUGCAUCCAAGUUGAGGCAUAGAUCCUACUGUAGAUUGCUGAUGGCAACCACCAGUUUUGUAAAUUGACACUUAAAGCCAGACCCUGAGUGCAAUGUACUGAACUGAAAAUGUAAAUCUAAUUCAUGUGGAGAACUCCCUCGAGUUAGGGGCAUAUUUAUAAAGUUUGGAUUUAUCCCAGUGUUUUAAUUUCAGCUGAGAAACUUGACCACAGGGGUAUACUACAAAGCAGGAUUAAUGAGGUAGCUAGCUAACCUUGAUAAACAAGCAGAAAUAACUAGAUUUUCGGUUUCAUUAAGAAAGCUAAGCUUGGGUACAGUAUGUGUUUUGGUUAUUGAGUCAAUUAGACAAUGCACAUUUCAUGCUAGUCUUUCUAAACAAAUAAAGUUAUAUCAGAAUAUUCUUGCAAAUCAGCUUGCUAAGUCAUUGGUCAUGCUUUGUUGUGUUACACUCCUCAGCAAGAGCAAGUUUAUGAAGAAUAAGAAUGUUUGGCAUUUCAUUUUCUGGGAGCAAUGACAGAACAUUAUUUUGUUAUCUUUCCUCAUUAGUAAAUUGCCAGGGCACAAUUUUGGAGAUGUUUUAAUGUAUAAAAAAAAAAUCUUUGGUCUUAUUGUUGAUGUGAAAUAACUGACUUUGCGUUGUGAAAAGCGUUGACGUAAAACAGGAAAUGAUUUCGUAGCUGACAUCUGUUGGGAAUAAGUUAGUGUACUGAGCAAAAAUAUAAAUGCAGCAACUAUAACAAUUUUACUGAGUUACAGUUCAUAUCAGGAAAUUUGUCAAUUGAAAUAAAUUCAUUAGCCCCUCAGCUAUGGAUUUCACAUGACUGGUCAGGGGUGCAGCCAUGGGUGGGCUGCUUGAGAGCCAGGCCCAGCCAAUCCGUAUGAGUUUUUCCCUACAAAUGGGAUAUAUUACGGACAGAAAUACACCUCAGUUUCAUCAGCUGUCCGGGUGGCUGGUCUCAGACAAUCCUGAAGUUGAAGGAGCCAGAUGUGGAGGUCCUGGGCUGGCGUGGUUACACGUGGUCUGCGGUUGUGAGGCCGAUUGGACAUACUGCUAGUCUCUAAAACAAUGUUGGAGGUGGCUUAUGGUAGAGGGAUCAGCAUUCAAUUCUCUGGCAACAACUCAGGUGGACAUUCCUGCAGUCAGCAUGCCAAUUGUACACUCCCUCAAAACAUCUGUGGUGUUGUGUGACAAAACUGCCCAUUUUAGAGUGGCCUUUUAUUGUCUCCUGUGUAGUGAUCAUGCUGUUUAAUGAGCUUCUUGAUAAGUCACACCUGUCAGGUGGAUGGAUUCUCUUGGCAAAGGAGAAAUGCUCACUAAAAGGGAUGGAACCAAAUUUGUACACAGAAUUUGAGAGAAAUAAGCUUUUUGUGCGUAUGGAAAAUUUCUGUGAUCUUUUAUUUCAGCUCAUGAAACAUGGGACCAACACUUUACAUGUUGCGUUUACAUAUUUGUUCAGUGUAUUUUGGUAUUUGAAGCAGCAUGUUUACAGCCAUUGAUUGAGUGUGUAUAUAUAUAUAUAUACACAUGUUUGUUUAAGGAUACCAUUUAUAUAUGUAAUGUUUAAGGAUAUCAUUGCAAGUAGUUUAAUCGUUCUUUGACGUGUGUGACACAUCACAUAUUGGUUGUUAGUUCUUUUUAACUUGAAUCUUUUUUCUUGUUUUAUUUGUACUGAGAUUUCUAGGUUUCAUACCACAAGCAUUGCCUUUAUUUUAUUUUUAUUUUAGACAAAACGUGUUGAAAUGGAUAAUAUUUUUAUACUAUGAGAUAUUGUACUUUAGUAUCCUGGCUGCAAUUCUGUAUUAUGUUGUGUAAUUUGUCUUGCAUAUACCUUUACAGAUCUGGGCCAAAGCUUCUCAGAGUAGGAGUGCUGAUCUAGGAUCAGGACCACUCUGUCCAUCUUGUUCUUUAUCAACUAAAAGGUUGAAACUGUAAAUAAUCAUGUGGAAGUUAAUAAAUUCAUGAUAUUGUAAAACGCCA